AGUUGAAAUACGAGUAAAACCGACAUCAUCAAGACCGGUAAAUUUCCGUAAUGUGGCCUUCGAAGAUGACAUGGCAUCGGUACAUCCCGAUGAUCUCUAUGCAGCACAGUUUGAGGCCUUUGGUACCACACCGCCACGGACACGAUUGAAAAACAAGAAUCGGGAUUGGGAGCGGAAACAAAAAUCUCUAGCUACAGCGUCAACGGGAGGAGCCGUUGAUUCACCUGUAACACCCAAACGGGGAAGUUCACGCAUGACCCGAUCCCGUGUGCUUCGACGCAACACAAUGGACUGUGCAUUGCUGAAUGAAAUGUUUGUGAAUGAGGAUAGUGCCACAAAGAGGGCGGAUAAACGGGCCCAGGCUUUAUUACGUGAAUCGGAACGUGAAUUAAAGAACUCGUUGGCCUUAACCUCAGCAUCGGUCGUCUUAAGUAAUUAUAAUCCAAGGGUUACAAGUUUUCAUGAAAGUUCACACAAUCUGGAGGCCAUGGAUAAGUGUACACCCUUGAAUAAUGAAGUCACUCUGAGAUAUCAACAGCCCAAGGUAGUGGAAUCAUGUAAUCGUUAUAUGAGUGUAUCAUCGCGACCGACCGGUUGUCGGGCCUCAGCGCCGCCACAGGCAUUUGCCCAUAAUCUAUGUUUGGGAUUUCAAUCGACACCGGGUUUUAAGUUGCGCAAAGAGUUCCAUGAGACCUUUGCCAAUCUCAUUAAACUGGGCAGUGUGGAUCGGCAGGAUGCCAAGAUUUCCCAUGAGGAACACACCUGGCAGACCGAAGUCAAAGAUCUCAUUUGGCUUGAAUUGCAGGCCUGGCAAGCAGACCGCACCCCUGAACAACAGGAUAAAUAUUUAUUUGCAGCACGUAAAGAUGUACCGGAUUUGUUGACACAAAUCAUUAACUAUCGAUUCCAGCCUCGUUUUCGCAGGCAAGAAAGUGAAUUUAGUGUAGAUAGUGGCCUGGGGACAGAUAGUAAUGCUAGUUCUCCACAACCCCAAAAAUUCUGUGAAGGCUGUUUGUCGUUGUACUGCAAAGAUUGUACCGAUCAACAGGAAAUCGCCAUGAAAGAAGUCGAAGAGCUAUUGACACGUUUAGAAGCAGCUGAGGCCCUAUAUCCCUCAUCACAGGCUAUGGGCGCCUUUCAUCCCAUCUACCGAAGUGAAUCAUUUGUGGGUCGCAUUAAGACAAUGUGCCUUUGGUAUAAUAUAACGAAGCAAGCCCGUCUUAAAUUAACAAUAUUGGGUAAAAUUUUGGCCCGUCUGCAGGGUGAGAAGUUCUCAUGGCCUGUACAGACAUCAUAUACUGCAACGGAGUCCAGUAGUGGUAAUUCAUCAGCUUCGGGUAUGGAGAAUGAAGAUUCGGGUAUGAAUUCAAUUGAUUCGACACGUUCGUCAUCGCAUCGUAAACUGUCGUCGACCAAUGCCAUGGGUCUACCAAUGCCCAAGGUACAAUUUCUAUUGAACGAUGUGGCACAUGUGCCCGGCGAUACAACAAGCAGUAAUGAAUCCUCAUCAACGGAAAUCAGUCAAAUAUCGGAGAGUAUUUCUUCAACCUUAUCCGGACAUUCAUUUCGUAAAAAUUCCAUUCACGAUUUAAAUAUAUUCAGUGUAGAACCGCUGCGUAAUGGCAGCGGUACCAAUCCCGAACAAUCAUCGGCAUUAUAUCGUAAAUUCAUUGAAAAUGUUCUGAAGUCACGUGGCCUAGCCAAGUCCCUAGCAUUUCUACACAAACUGCAUAAUGUUGUAAUGUGUAAGGCACAAAUUUCUCUGGAGAAACCCGGCACUGAGGAUUAUGAUUUUGAGACUGAAAAAAUCGAAGAAGAUGUUCCACGAUUGGAACCGGACAUUAGCCAAGAACAAAUUGAAGAGCUACGCCGCUAUGGCUAUUGGAGUGAAGAAUACAAAUCGAUCAAUUUGCCAACAUACAUUCCCAUAUUUGUAUUUCUAAGUGGUGUCCCGCUGCAGUUUAUGCAUGAAUUUAUGCGUAUGCGUUUGGAGACACGACCACCCAAACCGAACCCCUUGAGUUUGGAACAAUUAAUGAAAGAGUUGAGGGAGGGUCUUACCUUGGCGUUAACACACCGAGAACGCUAUCAACGGCACAUUACCACUGCCCUGGUCGAGAAUGAACAUGAACUAGAACGAUACACCAGCAUUUUGAAUCAAUACGAUGCCACCGUAAGGAAAGUAUUCGAAUUAUAUUUGGAAUAUAUUGAUCAGCUGGUGUUGGUGGCGUGUCCGGAAAACAAUCAAAAAUCCGCCUUGGAAAAGGAAUGGAUGUUCACGAAACUGAUAUCGCCCAUGAUAUCGGGUAUGCAUACACUGGCAGCGAAAAAAUUCUGUAAUAUUAUACGUAAUCUUCUGAAGGGUAUAUCGGAACGAUUGGUUAGCCGUUCCGAGGAAUUGGAUAUACAAAUUGAGGGCACCACGGCACAGAAUCUCGAAACGGAAUUAAAAUGGCAGGUAUUGACAAUAUGUCGUGAAACACAAUCGCUAUUCACGGUGGAACGUGAAAGUUCGGUAAAGGUGCUGUUCUUUGCCAAGACCUUUUGUCGUGAUGUCGAAUCGGCCGAUUUUCAUAGGGAACACUAUGAAAAUGAUGUCGAUGCCAAUGGCACGCAAUGUGAUUUUGUUUGUGAAGAGGCCAAAGAUGCAUUUAAGCUGCUGCAAAGAGAUGUUUUGGAUGUGCGAAAUAAGCUAACCAAAAUUAUUGAGAGGGUCCAGGAGAGAUGUUCACCCAUGCAUGUUAUGGAUUUGGAUGAACAAGAUCGCCAAGCUGUACUCUCACGUACCCGUGAAAUCCUCCAUCAGGGCUAUAAGUUCGGUUUUGAAUAUCACAAAGAUGUAAUCCGACUCUUCGAACAUCGAAUUAUGGCCACAAAAAAUGAAGGCUUUGAGGAGGAAUUGUCACUGGGCAUUGUCACCUUUGCCAAAAUGUGGAUGCAAUUUGUCACCGAACGUUGUGAACGUGGUCGUGGCAUGCGUCCACGAUGGGCGUCACAAGGUCUUGAGUUCCUAAUAUUGGCAUGUGAUCCUCAGAUUACACGGCAUUUAGACGAAACCCAAUUUGAAGAUUUAAAAAAGAAAAUGGAUCGUUGUAUAUCUCAUGUCAUCGGAAUAACUUCGGAACCAGAGAAAACGCGAAAGAAAGCCUCUCCUAGAACAAGGAAAACAUCAUCGCCCGCCACUAGUCGAUCGCGUACUCCCACAAGAUCACCAAUGUCAGCUGGUAUUGUGGUGAACAAUACAACGUCACAACAAUCACCGCAAUACAACAAAUUCCUACAUCCCCAAUUCAGUCAUCGGGAGGAAAUUUUCAGUCGCACCGAGUCGUUGGACUCAACAGAUUCCACUUCCACGCUGGAUGUCACCAGCAAAAUGGGUGAUUUGCGUCUAAUCGUACCGACGGCAAUAAAUGAAAAGCCCAACACACCGCCAACACCACCCACCAAUCCCAAUCAAGUUGGAGCCGAUGCCUCACUUGCCCUACGACAAAUACGCAUUCGCGAUGCCAUCAAUCGUUUAGAUUUGGAUCUCGAUGAACGUUUGCGUGAACGUAAUCUAAUCGGUCAGAUUAAGGCGUUAAAUUCCUGCGAUAAAGUACAAAUUCGGGCGCGCAGUGUCCAUUUCCGUUGGCAUCGUGGCAUUAAAAUCGGCCAGGGUCGUUUUGGUAAAGUCUAUACGGCGGUCAACAACAACACCGGCGAGCUAAUGGCCAUGAAAGAAAUCGCUAUACAUCCCGGCGAGACGAGAGUCUUAAAAAAUGUUGCCGAAGAAUUGAAAAUUCUCGAGGGCAUCAAACAUGAAAAUCUUGUCCGCUAUUAUGGCAUUGAAGUACAUCGCGAAGAGCUGUUAAUAUUUAUGGAAUUGUGUUCGGAGGGUACACUAGAGUCGUUAGUCGAAUUGACAGGUGGUUUACCCGAAGGUCUGACACGUCGUUUUACCUAUCAAUUGUUGUCGGGUGUUUCGGAACUGCAUAAACACGGUAUUGUGCAUAGGGAUAUAAAGACUGCUAAUAUAUUUUUGGUUGCCGGUGGUAAUAGUCUGAAGCUGGGCGAUUUUGGUUCGGCUGUAAAGAUACAAGCUCAUACAACAGUUCCGGGCGAAUUGCAAGGUUAUGUUGGAACACAGGCUUACAUGGCUCCUGAAGUUUUUACAAAAACGAAUAGUGAUGGUCAUGGCAGAGCAGCUGAUAUUUGGUCUGUUGGUUGUGUCGUGGUUGAAAUGGCCUCCGGCAAGCGUCCUUGGGCACAAUUCGAUUCCAAUUUCCAAAUUAUGUUCAAAGUUGGUAUGGGUGAAAAACCAGAAGCACCCGAGACCUUGUCACAGGAAGGUCAUGAUUUCAUUGAUCAUUGUUUGCAACAUGAUCCAAAGGAUCGUAUGACCGCAUAUGAAUUGAUGGAGCAUAAUUUUUGUAAAUAUGGCCGUGAUGAAGAUUUCAAUGCCGAACAAUUAGCUGAACAGGGACGACGUUCAUUCCGACGUAAUAUUCGAAUGAAAUGAGAAAAAAAUGCAUACUGUUUUUUUUUCUUUU
Messenger RNA from Musca vetustissima, 4529 nucleotides. RefSeq names its product mitogen-activated protein kinase kinase kinase 4-like. Gene Ontology annotation, molecular function: ATP binding; protein kinase activity. Gene Ontology annotation, biological process: protein phosphorylation; MAPK cascade. The transcript is spliced from 9 exons. The annotation marks the transcript as partial. Lineage: Eukaryota; Metazoa; Arthropoda; Insecta; Diptera; Muscidae. The record is from RefSeq and is a predicted model, not a curated record.